This is a messenger RNA of Populus nigra (black poplar), 1377 nucleotides long. RefSeq names its product putative disease resistance protein RGA4. The coding region runs from base 1 to 1377 and encodes 458 amino acids. The record is from RefSeq and is a predicted model, not a curated record. The transcript has a single exon. Lineage: Eukaryota; Viridiplantae; Streptophyta; Magnoliopsida; Malpighiales; Salicaceae.
AUGAAGCACUUGAGAAAUCUUGUCUAUCUUGACAUAACGGGUUGUUAUUCACUUCGAUUUAUGCCUGUUGGAAUGAGACAAUUGAUAUUCCUGCGAAAACUUACCCUGUUCAUUGUGGGUGGGGAGAAUGGUCGUGGCAUAAGUGAGCUGGAAGGGCUGAAUAAUCUUGCUGGUGAAUUGAGUAUCGCAGAUCUUGUGAAUGUUAAGAAUUUAGAAGAUGUCAAAAGUGUCAAUUUGAAGUUGAAGACAGCUCUUUUAUCACUGACUUUAUCUUGGCAUGGUAAUGGAGAUUACCUUGUUGACCCUUGGUCAUUUGUGCCACCGCAACAAAGAAAGAGUGUUAUUCAGGUAAAUAACGAGGAGGUCCUUGAAGGGCUUCAACCUCAUUCAAAUCUGAAGAAGUUGAAGAUAUGUGGAUAUGGAGAUUCAAGAUUUCCUAAUUGGAUGAUGAACUUGAACAUGACGCUACCAAAUCUGGUAGAGAUGGAGCUAUCAGCAUUUCCCAACUGUGAACAACUUCCACCAUUGGGGAAACUACAGUUGCUCAAGAGUCUUAAAUUAUGGGGAAUGGAUGGUGUGAAGAGUAUUGACAGCAAUGUGUACGGAGAUGGGCAGAAUCCAUUACCAUCUUUGGAGACGCUGACUUUCAAUUCAAUGGAGGGAUUAGAGCAAUGGGCUGCGUGUACUUUUCCUCGCCUUCAAGAAUUGAAGAUAGUCAAUUGCCCUGUGUUGAACGAAAUACCAAUUAUACCCUCCCUUAAAAAAUUAGACAUCCGGGGAGGUAGUGCUUCGUCGCUGAUGUCAGUUAGGAAUCUCUCUUCUAUCACCUCCCUUAUUAUAGAACAGAUUCCAAAUGUGAGGGAGCUUCCCGAUGGGUUUUUGCAAAAUCACACCCUCCUUGAAAGAUUAGUAAUUUAUAAGAUGCCAGAUCUGGAGUCUUUGUCAAAUAGGGUAUUAGAUAACCUUUCUGCUCUUAAAAGGUUAUAUAUUUCGUUUUGCGGGAAACUUGAAAGCUUGCCAGAGGAAGGUCUUCGUAACCUCAAUUCCUUGGAGGUUUUACAGAUAGAGUCUUGUGGAAGAUUAAAUUGUCUGCCAAUGGAUGGGCUCUGUGGCUUAUCUUCUCUUCGCAAGUUAUAUGUUAUGCAUUGUUAUAAAUUCACAUCUCUAUCUGAGGGAGUGCGACAUCUGACGGCACUUGAGAAUUUGGAGCUUGGUUUAUGUCCAGAGCUGAAUUCAUUGCCAGAGAGUAUCCAACAUCUCACUUCUCUCCAAUAUCUAUUCAUUUGGGGUUGUCCAUAUUUAGAGAAAAGGUGUGAGAAAGAUUUAGGAGAGGACUGGCCGAAGAUAGCUCACAUUCCUAAAAUUAGUAUCAAGUAA